CCGAUGAAGGGCAGGUUCCCGAUCCGCAGGACGUUGCAGUAUCUACAGGCCGGGGAGAUCGUGUUCAAGAACAAUGUGAAAAUAAUGACGGUCAAUUAUAACACUCACGGGGAGCACGGAGAGGGGGCGAGGUGAGAGGGGCAGAUGGAGAGAAGGGCAAAUGCACGUCGUGGAGGCGGGGCUAGUGAGCGUCAUACACUCCUGCAGUUUGAGUGGGAGGCCUGCAACAUGUGUGAGAGUCCUAAUGGGCAACUUAGAGACAGACCUGCAAGGAAGUUUGUGUUUUUCAAUAUCCCUCAGAUCCAAUACCAGAAUCCUUGGGUCCAGAUAAUGAUGUUCAAGAAUAUGACUCCAUCCCCAUUCCUAAGGUUUUAUUUAGAUAGUGGAGAACAGGUUCUGGUUGACAUUGAUGACAAAAGCAACACAGACAUUGUACAGCAUGUGAAAAAAAUCUUGGGGAAGAAAGAGGAGACACUGAAGGCCGAGGAACAAGCAAAAAUGGUGAAGUCCAAUCCGGCCAACUUUGGCCUACGGAAGUACCAUCUGCGAGAGUGUAUAUGUGAAGUAGAGGGACAGGUUCCUUGUCCUUCAAAAGUCCCACUGCCAAAGGAAAUGACUGGCAAAUACAAAGCUCAACAGAAAGAGAGCACUGAGGUGUGAGCCUCACAGAUUGUGGACACUGCACAGCCAAUCAGAAGUUAGUAGCAGGCAACUCCGCUACUGACUGCACUUGAGCAGCAUUUUGUGGGUUUAAUAGGAGAACGUCUAAAGUGUUUUCAGUCUAUUUUUUUCACAUUUGUUAUUUGUAAUAUAUUGUUUAUUUAAAGCG
Messenger RNA from Xenopus laevis (African clawed frog), 829 nucleotides. RefSeq names its product mitochondrial ribosomal protein S25 S homeolog (gene mrps25.S). The record is from RefSeq and is a predicted model, not a curated record. Lineage: Eukaryota; Metazoa; Chordata; Amphibia; Anura; Pipidae. Gene Ontology annotation, molecular function: structural constituent of ribosome. Bases 145 to 660 code for a protein of 171 amino acids. Gene Ontology annotation, cellular component: mitochondrion; mitochondrial inner membrane. The transcript is spliced from 4 exons.